Fusarium coffeatum is the source of this 3414-nucleotide messenger RNA. RefSeq lists its product as uncharacterized. Gene Ontology annotation, molecular function: protein heterodimerization activity; structural molecule activity. Gene Ontology annotation, biological process: regulation of transcription by RNA polymerase II. Gene Ontology annotation, cellular component: SLIK (SAGA-like) complex; SAGA complex. The coding region runs from base 1 to 3414 and encodes 1137 amino acids. Lineage: Eukaryota; Fungi; Ascomycota; Sordariomycetes; Hypocreales; Nectriaceae. The record is from RefSeq and is a predicted model, not a curated record. The transcript is spliced from 3 exons.
AUGUCCAUCACAAACGGCCAGCCCGCCUGGCAGCCUCCUCACUUGCAGCACACAAACAGCAAUAGAAGCCUGACACAUCUUGACGAUGUUCCGGCGCGCACACAGACACCCAUUGAUAAUUCCAGUGUGCUGAUGCCUGAGGCACAACCUGAUAUAGAGGACGAGAAUCGACGCGCCCUAUUCGCGGAUUUAUAUCGCCAGACCGAGGACAAGGUCGCGCUAUUGUUUUCCGAAGAUGGCUCGUAUAACUAUCCCGCGAUUGCCGCUCUUCGACGUUCUCCGCCCCCUAUCGCCCAUGUUAUCCCCCCUACAACCGACCACGAGCCCAUCAAGGAACCACCCCUAAAGAAAGCGAAGCGCACCAUCGAUGAAGACGACUACGAUGAUGAUGACGAAGAUGAUGAUGAACCAUCACAAGCGGCCCCAAAGGUCGCUCCAGCUAAUACGUUACUCUCACCAUCCAAAUCAGGGAGCUCGCCUGUUCAUUCGGUGACAUCACCAGGGAAGCACGGUGAUAAAUCCAAAGAACAAGACGGCUCGCAGCCCAAAGACAAAGAUGGCGAAGAUUCUAUCAAGAAAUUGGAGGAGGCUCGUACAGCAACCGAGGCCGCUGCUCGAAGGAGUUUCCACACCAUCUUUCAUACGCUAGAAAAUGACCGCGCGGCUAUGCUCGAACAACAACAACUUGAAGAUUCCGAGAAGCAGCUGCAGGCCGAAAUGGACCACAACCAUCAUCCGAGUAAUAACCAAAAUACCGCCCCCAACCAGGGCACUCUUAGUAGCGCCAAUCUUGGCGCUUCCAGCUUGACAUUGAAACACCUCAUUGCCCGCAUUGACAUGAAACGAGACCAAGUUCGCGCCUCCGAUGCUGAGUUAAGACUUUUGAUGAAUGAGGUUCGCAAGAACAGGAGCAAAUGGGCCAGUGAAGAGAAUGUCAACCAGGAAGAAUUGUAUGAAGCUUUGGAAAAGGUCUUGACAGAGCUCAAGGCGCAUACUGAAUAUUCCACUCCCUUUUUGACAAGAGUCAACAAGAGGGAUGCGCCUGAUUAUUACAACCUCAUCAAAAAUCCCAUGGAUCUCGGUACCAUGACAAAGAAGCUGAAGAGUCUGACUUACAAAUCUAAGGCGGAUUUUGUCGUAGAUCUUAACUUGAUCUGGGAUAACUGCCUUAGAUAUAACCAGGACAUGAAUCACCCCCUGAGACGUAUGGCAAACGGGAUGAGGAAAGAGGCAGAGAAGCUGAUCCCGCUCAUCCCUGAUCUUGUUAUCCGUUCUCGAGCCGAGGUUGAAGCUGAGGAAAGGCGAAAACAGAAUGGUGGGGAAGAUGAUGCAGGCGAGGACUCUGACGACGAGCCCAUUAUGUCUUCACGAGGUCGUAAGGCUGGGGCUAAGGGUACAAGUAAAGCACGGAAGGCGCCAAACGAUCAAAAAGAAGACACACCAGCAAUCGAUCAGAAGCCAAUACUACAAGUAAAUGGGCUCCUGGGAAAGGUUCGUGAGGGCUCGGAAGUGGAUGGAAGUAAUGGCUUCGGAACUCCGCCUAUUGGAGGAUCGACUACACCAAGCGGCCUUAAUGGUCAUUCCGGCAUCGGAAGCAAUGCUGACGCCAUGGAUAUUGAUGGGCCCAGCAUCAAUGGUUUGGCCCUCAACUCAGCAUUUGGCGAAGCUGCCGAGCAGGCCUUCGAAGAUGAAGAGUACAAAGUCUGGAAGCAAACCACUAAGAAGGACCGAGCCCUGGUAGCCAAGGAGAGAUUUCAACUCUUCAAGGACAACAAGUUCAACACGGAAGCCCCUGCUCUAGUCCGAACCAAAGGGGGUAUGCGGCGAUUCUUGAAACGGCAACGGGAAGCAGAAGCAGAGGGCAUCAUCACCCAUGCUCUUGCGAACUCGACAGCUGCGGCCUCCGACGAUUCGGCAACAAAACCAACCGAGACUUUGGCAGAGGAAAUUGAAGAAGAAGCUGCCAAAGUGAUCCCUGAUUAUUACGACACCCUGAGUAACAUUCCUGAUAUUCAUCCGAAACUCCAAUGGAUCGAAGACGGUGAAGGGCAGGUCAUCAAUCAACACGAGGAGUUUCUUCGACUGGUCCCACCUGGGACAUUUGUAGCGCCGCAAGGUCGUUUGACAAAGAAGAUGGACGAAAACAUUCAUCAAAUUCAAGAGACCAGGAAACUUGCGACCAGAAUCUCUGUCAUCAAGCAAAUGCAGGUUCAAACUCAGGUGUACACAAAUCAGUUCCCUAAGUCGAACUCAGAUCCCUUUGUGGAACAAGACAUCGAGCCUCAUUUCAUUGCUGAUGAUGGUCCUGUAAUGGCAGCUGAGGCGUGUCAAGACGCUCUCAAGCGUUCCAUUGCCAAGGUGCUAUACCACACUGGAUUUGAGGAGCUUCAGCCCUCGGCCAUGGAUGCCUUUACUGGAAUUGUCGCCGAUUACUUCCAAAAGCUGGUUCGAACUUUCAACGUAUACAACGAAUCCGAAAAGAAAUCGGUGCCCACGAAUGUCGAAGGACCAAGAUUCCAGCCUAGAUUCACUCCUGAAGAAGUCAUUCUUCACACUUUGGACGAGAACGGCCAUGAUAUUAGCUCACUGGAGCUGUACGCCAAGGAUGACAUUGAUCGACUUGGCGGCAAGUUGGACGGUCUGCAUGAGAGGAUGAAGCUACAUCUCACAGAUCUGUUACGACCUGCUUUAUCGCAAGACGCUGGAGUUGAUGGGGUUGGAGCUUUCAAGGACGGCAGUGAGCAGUUUGUCAGUGGUGACUUUGCUGAGGACCUUGGUGAAGACUUCUUUGGAUUCCGGGCUUUGGGUCUGGAUAAGGAGAUGGGACUUGAUAUGAUCUCAGUACCCUUGCAUCUCCUACAAACCCGAGUCCGAAACAUACACCAGAUGCAGACACAGACAACUGGCGAAGCAGCUACGGAUCUCUUCGAGCCCCUGCCAGUUUCGGAUCCAGUCACCAAGGAGAAUAUCCAGGAGCAAGUUGGGCUGGUCAAGAACUUCUUCCUGGCUAAGCUGCACGCUAAUGGCGAUCAGCCCCUUGUGGAGGACGAAGACCUGCCUACAAAGCAAAAGAAGCCUCGUCCUCGUUUGGGAGCCAGCGGAAAGAUUGUUACUGCUCAAAAGCGUUCUCCUAAGGAGCAACUGGCUCUUGCAAAGAAGAAGAAGAAGAUGGACGCUGCUGCUGCCGAGGCUAAAGCCAACGCCAACGCAUCACCUGAAAAGGGGGCACCCAAUGCCACCCCUGGCAAGAAGAAGUCUAUGACUAGCACGACUGGUCCUGUGCCUAAUCCUGCGGUCCUCGCUUUGGCCCCCAGCAUGGAACGACAAGACAGCAUGCAGAGCCAGGGCAACGCUAGUCAAACCGACAAGGACGAUACAAUCGGUAUGAUGAGCCCGGAAAGCAUUGCUCAGUAG